AUGGAAAGCCCGACCGAGAACCCAACCAGGGCUGCGGAGUAUCUGAAGGAGCUUAAUAACAUUAUCGAGACCCAACAGGAGUUACUGGAGAUGCACAAGACUAGGAUAGAGGAGCUGGAGCUGCAGGUGUCCGACUUGUGUUCGGAAAACGCCUGCUUGAAAGACCAGUACCAGCGGCACCUGGCUACAUGUAGGCUGCUGCAACAGGGCAACAGCCACGCAACGUUAGGUGCUAUAAAGGAAAACAUCACCCAAGAAAAAUCUGAAUGUGACAUCUCCAGAAUGGUCAGGAGACAUGCCUCUCUGCCCAUCGACGUCACAGAGAACCCUGCCAGUCUGGUGUCAGCCGGCUGUAGGAGAGGUUUCCCCUGCCGCAAGUGGAAGUCUGCCUCUUUCGGAUGA
Molecule: messenger RNA, 402 nt
Organism: Salvelinus namaycush (lake trout)
Lineage: Eukaryota; Metazoa; Chordata; Actinopteri; Salmoniformes; Salmonidae
Exons: 4
Coding region: 1-402 (133 amino acids)
Source: RefSeq, a predicted model, not a curated record